Messenger RNA from Vitrella brassicaformis, 4484 nucleotides. The record is from the annotation of a GenBank genome assembly. Lineage: Eukaryota; Vitrellaceae.
CUUGCACUUCUGAGAGAAAGCGCACAGGCAAUUGCUUGCGGACCCAGGGCUUGCAGACCGCAACCGACGGAGAUCUGCUGCAGAUCUAGUUAUACAUACAUGCCUUGCUGCGGUCUGAAGGCCCUGCUCGCUAACGCAUUACUGCCAUGCUUCGUCGCCCUCUGUCUGCUCCCGCACCCGACCUCCUCUGCACGCCUGCUGUCGCGUGACGGCGAACAAUCUUCCCUGACGACUCGCGGGCCUUUGCAUGAGGAGUUGGGCCUGGAGGUCCUCGGCCUCGACCUGAGGCAGGAGAUGCCGACCAAGGUGAAGAGGGAGCUGCGGCGGCUCAUCGAUGAGCACUCCUUCCUCCUGUUCAGGGGACAAAACCUGACCUGCCACGAAGGUGGGUGGGUGACCCAGAGCAACUAACUUUGACGAGAGAAGGCGCGGGUGCUCAUUGCGUGUGUGCAGAUGCGGCCUUCAUGCGGAUCUUCCCACACAAUGAGACGGCAUACGAGCUGGGCGAAGGAACAGGAGGUAGCCACAGAUCCGUCCGUGAAAUGCACACAUUCGUGGCUUCGUUGGUCACCUCUUGUGUUGUUCGUUGGUUGGUUCAGUGCCCCAGCCGACCGGAUCGGCCCCCGAGGAGUGCGGGAGGCGGUGCCCACACAUCGUGGUCAAGUUUGUGUUCUCGCAGAAGGACACGCCCGAGUACAGGAGGUUCUUCUCCGGCCACAUGUGGCAUGCUGACGCUGUCAACUUCGUGGAGCACCCACCCGUCUACACCGCAAGUGAGUGAGCACACCUUUCGUUGGCUAAGUGAAUGCAAUGCGUUGGCUUGGAUGGAUCGUCUGCCUGCUCGGUGUCUCUCUCUCUCUCUCUCUCUCUCUCUGUGUGUGUGUGUGUGUGUGUGUGUGUGUGGCGUGCAUCCCCGAUGCAGUGUCGAUGAAGGCUGCGCCGAGCCGGGGCGGCGAAACGCUCUUUAUGGACUCGCGCAAGGCGUAUGAGCGGACACGGCCGGAGCUGAAGCGCAUCAUCGACACAGCACGGGUAUGCAAUGCACUAUGUAAUGCAUGGGGACACGCGCAUACAGAGAGAGAGAGAGAGAGGAGCGGUUUCUCUCUGUAUGUCAGUCAAUCAAGCGUUUCUCUGUUGUCUGUCUGUCUGUCUGUGUGCGCGUUGCAGCUGGAGUACUACCGAGUGGACUACGGCCUCGGCGCUGAAGUACAUGACAGCGGCACACACCGAACGGACAAUAUGACUGAGACCCGCGCGAGGGCCCUGCAGUCGGACUCACCCCUCGCCGACUCCUCUGUGGUGCAGCCACUCGUGACUCAGGUGGGUGUCCCGACAAGCACACACAUCCUCCCUCCCUCGCGCACACACCAAUUAACACACACCAAAGCCUGCAUUGCGUGUGUGUGGGUGUGUAUGGGUGUGUGUGGGUCUCUCUGUGCACUCACAGGACCCCCGGACAGGCCGGCGGUCGAUCUAUUUGUCGCCGGGGUCGGCAUACAGGUUUAUUGGGCACACGCCUCAAGAGACCCAUGACAUCCUACGAGAGGUGGGUCGGUGGCUGGGCGGCUGGGCUGGGCGGGGCGGGGCACAACACUCACACACACACACACAUACAUACGACGUGGCGAGCUGAAUGCCCAUGUCUUGUUGCCUGCUUGCAGGUUUUGUCCCCCGCAAUCUCCGCAGAGAACGUCUAUGUGCAUGUAAGUUAGUGUGCACACAACACCUGCCUGCCUCCCGUCAACUGUGAUAAUAUGCGUGGUUCUCGUCUCGUCUCGUGUGUGUGUGCGUGUGUGCGCGUUAAGCAGCACUGGCGAGUGGGCGAUUUCCUCCUGUGGCACCAGCGUCAAGUGCUGCACAGCUGGACGCCCAGGCACCGCUAUGAGAGCCAAGAGAGACGAUUAAACACCCUUUUUCUCGACGGACACCUGCCCGUCCACCCCGCCAGAUAAUAAACAAACAGGCGGCUUGUUGAGUUCGUCCUUGAGUGAGGGCUUUGUGUGCGUCUGGGGGGGAGGUGUAUGUAUGUUUGUCUGUUCUGAUUUGUGUUUGUUUGUGUAUCUCGCUGGCUUAUUCUUCAUCCAUCCAUCCAUCGGCUUUGUACGUGUUUGUGGUGUGGCGAUCCGACUCACUCUAGCUAGCAAAUGCACCAUCAAGGAGAAAGCGCACGGCACAGUUUUGCCCGUUUUGAUGUUAGCUGUGUCGCCCAACACACGCGUGUGUGCGUGUGUGUGGUUGGUGAGUGCGCUCAAAGAGCGAGCUGUCGGGGUGAGAAGCACACGCAUGCCAGCCUUGCCGUUCGUCUCUCUCCCUCUCUGUCUCUGUCUCUGUGCGCGUGUGUGUGUGUGUGUUUGACAUGUGCGUGUGCGAUGGCUGCACAAAAGGAGACCUCUUAUAGCCGCCGAGUGGACCCAUCGUCUGCGACGUUUGCUGAGCCGUUGGCGAUGAUGGUGAUGCGUCGUUUCGGCGUUGGAAUCAUCUUGGUGGUCGGCCUGGCCGCCACUGUGCAGCCGCUGCUGGCAGCCCAGCCGCAGCGCAACGAUGGCCGACGUAAGCCACAGGGGGACACACACGCACCAAACCGACCAUACACCAUGGUCUCUUGUCCAUUUGGAUGGCUGAUCUGUGGCUGCAGAGGUGUUGGUGGGCAAGGGGAGCAAUGGUCCCGACGACUGCGAGGGGAAGGACUGCAAUACCGAUACAUACGGUGGGCGGCCCUCUCCAUCUGUGAGAUCUAUGGACGUGUGUGGCCGUUCGUUCGAGUUGUCCGUCCGCUGUGUGCAGGUGCGUCGUUUGCCGGCCGUGGUGAGGGAAUCCAGGCCGCUAGGGACACCGCCAUGGCCGCCAACAAACACGGUGCGUCCAUCUGCACCUAUCUGUACACAUGGCACCCUCUCUCUCUCUGUGCAGGUGCUGUGUUGGGUGCUGGUGAGUUGUCGGCAUUGCAGCAGAUCCAGAUGGGCAAGGCCGUCCUGCAGUCGGCCAACAAACUCACCAGUGCCACCAACGAUAUGACGGCCUCAGCAAUGACGACCAUCCACAACGUAAAAGACCGCAUCCGUGGCCUCACAGGUACACACACACACACACACACACACGAAGGCAGCUGCUGUUGGAAUGCACCAUCGUGUGUCUGUCUUUCUUUGCCCGAAUGAAUGGACGGGUGGCUGCAGCUGACGGAGCCGCAUACGAUCAGCCUCGUGGUGCCGCCACCAUCAUUGACUCGCAACACGUACGCGUGACCAGACCCACUGCACAGCUUUCGUCGUGUCUUCAUCUGCAUCUCUCUCUCUCUCUCUCUGUGUGUGUGUGUGUGUGUAGCCUGGCCGCAGCGGUGGGCGCUACACGUCGUACUCCCGUUCGAGCCGCACACAGGAGGAUCUCGCCACGUCCACCAAUACAGGUACAUUACACACAUACGUAUGAAAUGGAUGUGUGGCGCCAUGCACCGCAUGUACAUGUGUGAACGCAGCCGACCGGAAAAUAUGCAAGUUGGCGUUUGACGACCGUAAAAUCGGUGUCGAUGUUGAUGCUGGCGAGGAAUACUGGACGAUGGACGGCUACACACGUACUCGCCAGCCGUGCGCCGAGGGCGAGAUGUGUGUGGUCUACAGUGUUUCUUUCUUCGCCUAUGACGAACCGAUGGAAGGUUGGAGGAGCUAUGAUGAUGAUGAUGAUGCACUCAUCGAUCCCACCACCGGCGAGGUGAGCGAGUGAGUGAGUGGGCGGGUGGGUGACAGUGCAGUAUGUGCAUAUGUGUGUAUCUGUAUCUGUGCAGGGCAUCUGUAUGAGCUCAUCUCUCACUGGUUCCUGCGCCAACGGCAAGGUGUACGAACUCCCCGGGGGAGGCCCCCCUAAACAGCGCUUAAGAUUCUGCAUCACUCCCACACCGGUCAGUACACCGACGAUACAUAUGCACCGACCUACAGCAAAAUUGAUCCCUCUAUCUGUCUCUCUGUCUGUCUGUCUCCCCGUCUCCCUAUCCUGUGUCUGGCUGCGCGUCUGUGUGGGUUAAUGGGGUCUGCAGAAAAUUUCCGGUUCCAUGUUAAUGAUUUCCGGUUCCACAGAGCCCCUUUCGCUCGAGGCCGAGGGGCCCCUGGCCAUUAGCUACAAAAGUGGAGACACAAAGAGAAUCGUCUACUUCCCAGGCAGCAAAGGUACGCAUGUAAUGUCGGCAUCCCCACACCGUCCUGCCAUCUAUCACCAAACUAAUGAUCUGUGUUGUCUGUCUGUCUGUCUGUCCGUUUGUUAGAGUACAAGCUGCCUUCGAAGUGAGUGGGCACCACCCGUCAGGGAUACCAACACAUCCACCCAACCACCCACGGCCUCAGUCAGUCUCCUUUCUUUUCUUUUCAUUUUGUAACAAGAUUGAGAGGGGGGAGAGGGGCGAGGGAAAGGGGGACGAGCGGAUUCUGUCCCCUUUUCAAUGAAUUCAGUGCACUCGUUCAACCGAUACAACUUCGCUUCCAUCGCUUGUAAAUCGC